Molecule: messenger RNA, 13229 nt
Organism: Drosophila sechellia
Lineage: Eukaryota; Metazoa; Arthropoda; Insecta; Diptera; Drosophilidae
Gene: kst
Product: spectrin beta chain, non-erythrocytic 5 kst
Exons: 15
Coding region: 143-13156 (4337 amino acids)
Molecular function (GO): protein binding; phospholipid binding
Source: RefSeq, a predicted model, not a curated record
GCGCGGGCUCUGCGAACAUCUGACCGUAGGAACGAAACUUAGUGUCGAAAUACAAAACGAAAGAUUAGCUUUAAGGAACGGCACUCGGUGCUGAAAGCCCGGAUAUCUUGAGAAAUACCCUCGAAAUCACUGAUCAAAGGCCAUGGAGUACAACAGUGUGCUGCGCUCGAAUUUCUCGCGCAACGAGUAUCGACGAUAUAUAUCCUAUGAACGGCAGUCGUUGGCAUCACAAUAUGAGCCGGGAGGCUACUCCGCGCUGCAGACACCGACGCCUUCCAAUCGCAACUCCGCCAACAUGACCCAGCGGGACGGCAUCAUCAAGUUCGAGAACGAGCGGAUAAAAACGCUGCAAGAGGAGCGCUUGCACAUUCAGAAAAAGACAUUCACAAAAUGGAUGAACUCCUUUCUGAUCAAGGCCAAAAUGGAGGUCGAAGACCUAUUCACAGACCUGGCCGAUGGCAUCAAACUGCUGAAGCUGCUGGAGAUCAUAUCGUCGGAGAAACUGGGCAAGCCGAACAGCGGACGCAUGCGCGUCCAUAAAAUCGAAAAUGUCAACAAGAGUCUGGCAUUCUUGCACACCAAGGUCCGUCUGGAGUCCAUUGGUGCUGAGGACAUCGUCGAUGGCAACCCCCGUCUCAUCCUCGGUCUGAUCUGGACCAUCAUUCUGCGGUUUCAGAUUCAGGAAAUUGAAAUCGAUGUGGAUGAGGAGAACGAGUCCAGCGAGAAGCGUUCCGCCAAAGAUGCACUGCUCCUGUGGUGCCAGCGCAAGACGCAUGGCUAUCCGGGCGUCAACAUCACGGACUUCACCAACUCCUGGCGUUCCGGCUUGGGCUUCAAUGCGCUCAUCCACUCACACCGUCCCGAUCUGUUUGAGUACAGUACGAUUGUCAAUUCGAAGAACUCCAACCUGGACAACCUUAACCAUGCCUUUGACACGGCCGCCAACGAAUUGGGCAUUCCCAGCCUGCUCGAUGCGGAAGACAUUGACUCGGCCCGUCCCGAUGAGAAGUCGAUCUUGACCUAUGUGGCCUCCUACUAUCACACCUUUGCACGCAUGAAGAACGAACAGAAGAGCGGCAAGCGCAUAGCAAAUAUUGUUGGGCAGCUAAUGGACGCAGAUCGCAAGAAGGUGCAGUACGAGGGUCUGACCACAAACCUGCUGAGCUGGAUCCGCCAGAAGACGCUGGAGCUGGAGCAACGCGACCUGCCCAACUCGCUGGAGGGCAUCCAGCGAGAACUGCUGGCCUUCAAGGAGUACCGCACCAUUGAGAAGCCACCCAAAUAUAAGGAGCGCAGUGAGAUCGAGGCCUUGUACUUCACUAUCAACACUCUGCUAAAGGCUUUGAAUCAGCCGCCGUAUAAUCCCCAGGACGGCCAGCUGGUGAAUGACAUAGAGAAAGCCUGGCAGAUCCUUGAGUAUGCCGAACAUCAUCGCGAAGUCGCUUUGCGUGACGAACUCCUUCGACAGGAGAAACUGGAGCAGCUGAACUACAAGUUCGAGAAGAAGUCGGUUCUGCGUGAGGGUUAUCUCAAAGAGAUGAUCCAAGUGCUGUCCGAUCCACGAUACCUGCGCCAAGUGGAUGCCACGCUGAAGAAGCAUGAAGCAAUCUCUGCAGAUAUCCUGGCGCGUGUGGAACGAUUCAAUGACUUGACCGCCAUGGCCGAGGAGUUGGACAGGGAAAACUACCAUGGCAAGGAGCGAGUGCGUCGCCGAGAGCAGGAGGUAAUGGCAAAGUGGCGCCAAUUGCUGGAACUGCUGGAAAACCAACGCCUCAACCUCUCCCAGAUGAGCAACCUGAUGAACCUGCUCCGCGAAAUUGCCAGCACCACAGAAGCAGUGCGGGAACUGCAGCAACAGUUCGCCUCCGAGGAUGUGGGUCCCCAUCUCUUGGGAGUGGAAGAACUACUGCAGGCGCACUCGCUGCAGGAACUCCAGGUUAACACCUACGGAGAGACUCUCAAGCGCUUCAAUCGCCAAGCACUGCCCUACAAGAGCUCCGAGCACAAGGACGCCGCUCUGCUGGCUCAACGCCUUGCGGAUUUGGAAGAGGCGUACUCGGAACUGUUGCGACGUUCGGCGGCGAGAAGAGCCCGCCUGGAGGAGGCUCGAAACUUCCACCACUUCAUGGAGGAUUACGACAACGAGGAGUCCUGGCUGGUCGACAAGCAACGUAUCUGCAAAACUGGCAUCACCGCCAAGGAUCUGCGAGCAGUUCUUUCACUACAGCAAAAACACAAGGCUUUGGAGGAUGAAAUCAAGUCACGAAAACCGAAAUCAGGUCAGAUGUCGACCGCAGGCAAGAGGCUGAUUGGCGAGCAGCACCCUAGGUCCUCGGAAAUCCAGAGCAGAAUUGAUUCCCUGGCGGAACACUGGCAGGCCUUAGAGGCACUAGUGGAGCUGCGCCGUCGCCAGUUGGAAGAUGCUGGCGAGGCCUACCAAUUUUACACCGAUGCCAAUGAAGCCGAAUCAUGGCUGAACGAGAAGAUGGCUUUGGUCAACUCCCGGGACUAUGGCAACGAUGAGCCAUCUGCUCAGGCUUUGCUUCAGCGUCACCGCGAUCUCCAGGGUGAACUCAAUGCCUAUUCCGGAGAUAUCCUUAAUCUUAACCAGCAGGCGGAUAAGCUGAUCAAGGCUGGCAUUUGCACCCUAGAACUUUCCGCCGCAGAGCCAGAAUUGCCCGAAGUGGAACAGGAGGAGUGGGUGAACGAGACCCGCCUGGUGCCCAAGGAAGUUUGGGAGGACGAGUGGGUGGAGAAGCUGGAGCACAAGAAGGUGACGGAGACAAAGAUGUUGCCACAUGUCAAAUCUCUGUUUCCCUUCGAAGGACAGGGAAUGAAGAUGGACAAGGGCGAGGUUAUGCUGCUGAAAUCCAAGACCAACGACGACUGGUGGUGUGUGCGCAAGGAUAAUGGAGUGGAAGGAUUCGUGCCCGCCAACUAUGUUCGUGAGGUAGAGCCGCGCCCAGUGGCAUGCAUUGUACCGAAAGCUGAAAAGGUCAAGUCCCUGCAGAAGGUGAAGAAAACCAUACUGGUCAGACAGGUGGUACCCGUGAAGAGAAUUAAACCUGUGAGCGUAGCUCCCAAGCCCUUGGUCCAGAGGAGAACCUCUACCCAAAGCAUCAAUGAGAACGCAGAUAGCGUGGAGAAACGGCAGCAGAGAAUAAACCAGACAUACGACGAGCUGCAGGAAAUGGCCCAGAAACGCCAUGCCCUCCUGGAGGAUUCCAUUCACCUGUUUGGCUUCUAUCGCGAAUGCGACGACUUUGAGAAGUGGAUGAAGGAAAAGGAACGCAUGAUCAAGUCGGACGAUGGCGAGGGUGUGGACAAUGCCAAGCGGAAGUUCGAGAAGUUUAUCACAGAUCUCUCGGCAGCAUCGAAAAGGGUUGAGGAGAUCGAUGGCGCUGUGGACACCUUCCGUCGACAGGGUCACUCGCAGCUGGACAAGAUCAUCGCCCGCCAGCGGCAGAUCCACCAGAUUUGGCAGCGUCUAAAUAAUGCCAAGGCCCAACGUGAAAAGAGUUUAGAAGGAGCCUCUAGUGUGGAACUAUUUAACCGCACCUGCGACGAAGCCAAGGUUUGGAUGAGCGAGAAGAUGUUGCAGCUGGACACCGCUGUUAUCACUCCCGAUCUACGCACGGUUCAAGCCUUGCAGAGGCGCCAUCAGAACCUGGAAAGGGAGUUGGCUCCCGUGGAGGACAAGGUUAAUCGGGUGACCUACUUGGGCAACUCGGUAAAGAACGCCUAUCCUGCUGAGAAAGACAAUGUGAAUGCCCGCCAACAGGAGGUGCAGGAUAUGUGGCAGCAGGUGCAACAGCGUGGUAGUGAUCUUCGCAACCGCAUCGAAAGCGAGGUGGGUCAGCAGGUCUUUAACAACAGUGCUAAGGUCCUUCUAGCCUGGAUCGACUCCGUCAAGGAUCAACUGAAUGCCGACGAGUCCGCUCGUGAUGUGGAAACUGCAAACAACCUGCUGAAGAAGCACAACGAUCUGGGCGAUGAUAUCCGUGCCCAUGACACCGAAUUCGUGGAGGUAAUUCAAUUGGGCAAACAGUUGUCCGAUGGCAAACCCAACAUGGCAGAGACGGUGGCUGUGAUUGAACGCCUGAAGGCCGAACAAGAUGCCAUUCAUCGCGGCUGGGCCGAGAAGCAGAAGUGGCUGCUGCAGUGUGUCGAUCUACAAAUGUUCAACCGUGAGGCAGAUAAGAUCGAUGCCACCACCAAGAGCCACGAGGCCUUCCUCGAGUAUAACAACCUGGGGGCCUCUUUGGAUGAAGUGGAGGCCAUUCUUAAGCGUCAUCUAGACUUUGAGAAGAGCCUAAUGGCUCAGGACAAGAUCCUUAAAGGCUUCUCAGAUAAUGCAGACAAGCUGAUUUCUAACGAUCACUACGAUUCCAAAUAUAUCGGAGAUCGCCGAAAUCAGGUGCUGGGUAAGCGCAAGGCAGUUAAGGAUCGUGCUUUUGAGCGCAAACGCCUUCUCCAAGCUUCCAAGGAUUUCCACAAGUUUGCCGCCGAGGCUGAUGACCUCAAAGUGUGGCUCCAGGAUAAGACGAGGAUUGCAGGCGAUGAGAACUACCGCGAUCUAAGCAAUCUUCCUCGCAAGUUACAGAAGCAUCAGGCUUUUGAGAGGGAACUUCGCGCCAACGAGGGUCAGCUAAGGAAUGUUACUAAGGACGGACAGGCCCUGGUCCAAGCUGGAAAUCGAGUGCCUGAGGUGGAAUCCCGGGUGGCCGAUCUCAACAAGCGGUGGAAGGAUCUACUCACCCUGUCCGAGGAUAAGGGUCGCAAGCUGGAACAGGCCGCAUCUCAGCGAGAACAUAACCGUUCCCUCGAGGAUGCCAAGAAGAAGGUUGAUGAACUCGACGCUGCUCUGCGAAGUGGAGAUGUAGGCAACGAUUUGCGCAGCUGCAAGGACCUGAUCAACAAGCAGCAAAUCCUCGAGUCGGAAAUCACCAUCUGGGAUCAGAAGGUAGCGGAACUGGUUUCAACUGGCGACGACAUGGCCCACGGGGGUCACUUCAAUGCCCAGAAUAUAGAGGCCGGAACCAAGGAGCUGCAGCAGCGAUUCAAGGAUCUGCGUGAUCCUACCCAGCGUAGGAGAGCCAAGUUGGAAGAGAGCCUGAAUUACCACAAGUUUGUUUUCGAACUGGAUUCGGAGUUCCAGUGGAUCAACGAACACCUGCCGGCAGCAAAGUCCAAUGAAUUGGGUCAGAAUCUGCACCAAGCCCAAUCCCUGCACAAGAAGCACAAGAAGUUGGAGGCGGAGAUCAAGGGCCAUCAGCCAAUGAUAAAUAAGGCUCUGGUGGCGGGACAAUCUCUGAUCUCGCAACAGCAUCCGGAGCGAGAGCAAGUGGAGAGCCUGUGCCAGCAAUUGGAGCAGGCAUGGCAGGAUCUGGAGCGCCAUUGUGGCGAACGGUCCCGCAAACUCGACAUGUCCCUCAAGGCUCAACAGUAUCUGUUCGACGCUGGCGAGAUCGAGUCCUGGCUAGGUGAGCGUAACAACGUCUUGCGGUCUACGGAAUAUGGCCGUGAUCGCGAUUCCGCGGCCAAGUUACUCACCAAGCACAAGACCAUCGAGCUGGAGCUGGACACCUACUCAGGAAUUGUAACCGAAAUGGGACACAGCUGUGCUGCAAUGGUAGCCGCCAAUCAUCCGGACAGCAAAGUUCUGGCCGCCAAGCAGCAGCUCAUUGAGAAGAUGUUGAAAUCCCUGCACAAACUGGCCUCCCAGCGGCAGGGUCGCCUGAUGGAGAGCCUCUACAAGCACGAAUACUUCCUGGAAUCGGACGAAGUAGAGCAAUGGAUCCGGGAGCAGGAGCAGGCCGCCUCCUCAGAGGACUACGGUCAGGACUUCGAGCACUUGCAGCUGUUACAGAACAAAUUCGAUGACCUUAAACACCGCGUAGAAGUCGGAGCAGAUCGAGUGGAUCAGUGUGAGCUGUUGGCCAAGAAGUUAAUCGAUUCAGAGAGCCCCUAUGCCAAUGAGGUUGAGAAGCGACAGGAACAACUUAGAACGUCCUGGGAGAACCUUCUCCAGUUGCUUAACCAGCGUGAGCAGAAGCUUCAUGCCGCUGGCGAAAUCCACCGCUUCCAUCGGGACGUCGCAGAAGCCCUGUUCCGCAUCCAAGACAAGAAUGCUGCACUUUCCCAAGAACUAGGCAGAGAUUUGAACUCCGCUCUAGCACUGCUACGCAAGCAUGAGGGCUUUGAAAACGACCUUGUGGCUCUCGAGGCACAGCUACAAGUCCUAGUGGAGGAUUCUGUCCGCUUGCAAGCCAAGUAUCCAUCUAAUGCCGCUGCAAUUGCCCAACAGCAAGAUAAGGUGGUGGCCGCAUGGAAUGACCUUAAGGAACGAUCCACCGCUCGCGGAGAUCGACUGGCUGCCAGCUCAGACCUACAGACCUUCCUUACGGAUGUCAGGGAUAUAGUUUCUUGGUCUUCAAAUCUGCGAGCUGCCCUUCAAGCAGAAGAACAUGUGAGCGAUGCUGCCGGAGCAACUGCCCUGAAGAUUCAACACGAUGCCAUAUACGGAGAGAUUGAGGCCAGAGAGGAUAAGUUCCGGUACCUGAACGAAUUGAGCGACUCCAUGGUUCAAACAGGACACUAUGCCGCCGCUGAUGUGGAGGAGAAGUGUGCCGCCAUGUUGGAUGAGCGCCAGAAACUCCAUGCUGCUUGGAACAAAAAGAAGAUCAUGCUGGAGCAAAAGAUCGAUCUGUUCUGCUUCCUGCGCGAUGCCAAGCAGAUUGACAACCUUUCUAGCUCCCAACAGGCGGCUCUGAGUAGCUCAGACUUCGGCCAGACAGUAGAGGAUGUGCAGAACCAGAUCCGAAAGCACGAUGAGUUUGAGAGAUUGAUUCAAACACAGGAGGAGAAGGUGUCUCUACUUCAGGAGCACGGCCGCAAACUGAUCGAACAGCGUCACUACGACAGCGCCAAUAUACAAACGAUCCUGCAGGGAGUCCUUGCCCGCCGCCAGAAGGUCAAGGAUCUGUGUGCCGUGCGUCGCUACAAACUGGAAGAUGCUCUGCUCUAUGCCAAAUUCGUACGAGAUUGCGCCGAAGCUAAGUACUGGAUCAAUGAGAAGCAAAAGAAACUGGAAGCCGAUGCCGCCAGCUAUGCGGAGGUGACCAAUCUGGACGAGAAAAUCAAGAAGCUACAGAAGCACCAGGCCUUCCAGGCCGAGGUGGCUGCCAACCAGGGUCGCAUCCAAGAAAUUCAAGAUACAGGAGUGAUUCUUUUGAGCAAACAGCAUGAGUCCUCACCGGAAAUCAAGCGAGCCAUCGAAAUAGUCCUUGAAGCCUGGCAGGGAUUGCUGGCGGAGCUGGAGCAGCGUGGUCGAGGAUUGGAAGAGGCCCAGGACAGCCUUGAGUUUAACAGCCAGCUGGACAAGAUCGAGGCUUGGAUCCGCGACAAGGAGAUGAUGGUGCAGGCAAGUGACACUGGACGGGACUUGGAACAUUGCAAUGCACUGAUGAGGAAACUAGACGACGUUGACUCAGAUAUGAGGGUGGACGAUCAGCGCGUCAAGCACAUCAAUCAGCUGGCCGACAAACUGAUCAACCAGGCCCAAGUGCCAGCGGAUACACAAAGUGUGGAUAAGCGGCGAAAGGACUUUAACUACAACUGGCGACAGCUGCAAGGAGCACUCAAUGCUUAUCGCGCUUUGCUGGGCGGAGCCAACGAGAUUCAUGUGUUCAAUCGCGAUGUGGAUGACACGGCAGACAGAAUAGCUGAGAAGUCCCUGGCUAUGAGUUCCACCGAUACAGGCCGAGAUCUGGCUGCCGUAGAAGCCCUGAUCCGCAGGGAAGAGGCUCUUGAAAGAGACAUGUCUGCCGUUAAGCAAAAGAUUGAUCAGCACGAAACCGCUGCCAAGUUCCUGAUUAAGAAGUAUCCUGAACGUGGAGCACAACAUAUCGAGAGGAAAUUGGAGGAGCUGCACAAGUCGUGGGGAAAUCUGCAGGCCUUGUCCGUUAAGAGGCAGAGUAUCCUAAACGAAGCCUACCUGGCUCACAAGUUCGUGUCGGACGUUAAAGAACUGGAACUCUGGGUUAACGACAUGAUCAAAAAGAUGAACAACACGCAGUCACCAUCCACUAUCAACGAUUGCGAGACCCAGUUGGAGCUGCACCAGGAACGCAAGGUAGAAAUCGAGGGCAGGCAGGAGGCCUUCGCUGGUCUGAAACAACAGGGCGAGCAGUUAUCUACGAGACCCCAGCAGCAGCAGCCGGAGAAUGUGCGCAAGUAUCUCCUUGUGCUGGAAGAACUCCAUCAAACUUUGAACGAAGCCUGGAGCGAAAGGGCUCGGGAUCUAACUGAGGCCCAUCAGCUGCAGUUGUUCAAGGCUCAAGUGGAGCAGGUUGAGAUAUGGCUCGCCAACAAGGAGGCCUUCCUUAACAACGACGAUUUGGGUGAUUCCUACACGGCUGUGGAAAGGUUGCUUAAGAAGCACGAUGAAUUUGAGAAGCUGCUCCAUGCUGAUCACGUGGACACCUUGCAAAAGUUUGCCAAUAGUAUUCUAGAAGGUGAGCCCAAGGACGCAGAUCUGAUCCGGGAGAAACUGGCCUACAUCCUACGAAGGAAGCAGAAACUUCUGGAGCUGUCUGAGGAGAGAAAGCAAAGGCUGACACAGUCUCUCCAGUUGCAGGAGUUCCUGCGCAGUCUCUACGAAAUUGAUCGUUGGCUGGUGCAAAAACUGCAGGUGGCCUUGGAUGAAAACUACCGGGAACCGAGUAAUCUGCAAAGUAAGAUCCAGAAACACGCUGCCUUCGAUGCCGAGUUGUUAAGCAACUCCCCUCGCGUCCAGUCGGUAAUCCACGAAGGCGAACGCCUCAUCCGAGGCGAGCACUUUGCUAAGGAUGAGAUUGCACAACAGGUGCAACUGCUCGAGGGAGAUUGGCUCAAACUGAAGGGCGCUUCCCAGACCAAAAAGGAUAAGCUCCAGCAGGCCUACGAUGCGUUGGCCUUCAAUCGAAGUGUGGAUGAGUUCAACAACUGGAUGGACGAGGUAGAGCUGCAGUUGAGUAGCGAAGAUUACGGCAAGGAUUUGGCUGCUGUCAGCAAUUUACUAAAAAAACACGAACGCUUGGAAGCGGAUGUGGCCCAUCAUGGUGAACUGGCUGAGCAGCUAAAGCAGAAGGAUGAACAGUUCUUCCAAGCGGAGCACUUCCUGCGUCACGAAAUCCACGAAAGAGCCACCGUUAGUAUCCGUAGGUACAACACUUUGCACGAGCCCUUGGGCAUUCGAAGGGAAAACCUGGAGGACUCACUAAGUCUGCAGCAGUUCUUAAGGGAUGCCGAGGAUGAGCUCCAAUGGUUAGCGGAGAAGCAACUGGUGGCUGGUUCCCAGGAUCUAGGCACCAGUCUUUUGUCCGUUCAAGGUCUCCAAAAGAAGCACAACUCUCUGGAGGCAGAACUAACAUCGCAGGAACCUUUGAUUCAGGCACUCCUCCAAAGAGGCCAGCAGAUGAUCCGAGACAAUCACUUCGCCAGCGAGCAGUUGCAAUACAAAUCUGAGUUGCUGCAGAAACAGCUUGUCCAGUUGAGGGACUUGGCUGCCAUUAGACGUUUGCGUCUUUUGGACGCAGUGGAGAGCCAGCUGUUCUACGUUGAGGCCAAUGAGGCGGAUGCUUGGAUGCGGGAGAAGCGUCCGGUUUUGUCGAGCAGUGAUUACGGCCGGGAUGAGGUCUCAGUUCAGGGACACCAAAAGAAGUUGGAAGUCCUUCAAAGGGAACUUACCGCCUUCAAGCCGUCGAUAGAAAAGGUUGCCAAACUGGCCACUGGCUUGAUUGAGAGAAACCACUUUGACAGCUCCAACAUUGCGGAAAAGAAUGCCCAGGUGGGUCAGCAGUAUGAGGAUUUACUUCGUUUGGCUAAGGAGCGGGAGUCGAGACUUGGUGAGUGCAAAAAGCUCUUUGAGUACCUGCGAGAAACGGAGGAAUUGCACGAGUGGGUGGGUGACCAGAUGGCCGUUACCGCUAGCGAGGAUUACGGUGAAGACGUAGAGCAUGUGGAACAGCUCAUUCUGGCUUUCGAAUCCUUUGUUUCCAACUUAAAUGCCAAUGAGGCAAGGGUUGAGGCGUGCUUGGAGCGGGGCGAUCGUCUCAUCCAGGAGAACAAUCCCUACAGGAGUUCCAUUAAAUCGAAGCGCGAUGAGACAAAGCAGUUAUGGGAGGAGCUCAAGGAUCUGGUUCACGCUCGCCAAGACGCCUUAGCUGGAGCCAAACAAGUCCACGUCUACGAUCGUGUAGCGGACGAAACCAUUCAGCUAAUCAACGAAAAGGACGCCUCACUCAUCUCUGAGGACUACGGUCAGGACUUGGAAAGCAUUCAGGCCUUGGGCAGAAAGCACCAAGUGUUUGAGUCCGAGCUGGUGGGCAUCCAAGGACAGGUUGAUUCGGUUUUGGCCGAGGCCGCCAAACUGGGCGAGAUCUACCCAGAUGCCAAGGAACACAUUGAAGUCAAACGUGAUGAGACAGUGGAGGCAUGGUCGGACCUGAAGGAGAAAACCGCCGCCAGGAAGAACAAGCUCAGCCAAGCAGAGCAACUGCAGUCAUACUUUGACGAGUACCGCGAUCUGAUUGCCUGGAUCAACGAGAUGCUGGCCAAGAUCACUGCCCCUGAACUUGCCAACAGUGUGGCGGGAGCAGAGCUGCUUCUGGCCAGCACCAAGGACCACGACACGGAGAUUCGCACCAGAGACGAAACCUUUGCAAAGUUCGCCGCCAAUGGUCAGCAAUUGAUCAAGGAAAAGCACUUCCUUGCCCACGAAGUGGAGGACAAGAUCAAGGUUCUGCAAGCGCGUCACGAACUUCUAAAGCAAACUCUCAGCAAGCGACGUGAGAUUUACGAACUCAAUCUGGACACCCAAUUGUUCUUAAAGGACGCCGAAAUCCUGGAGCAAUGGAUCAGCAGUCGCGAGCCCCAACUCAAGGAUACCAAACUGGGAGAUUCCAUUCCACAGGUGGAGGAUCUGCUUCGCCGGCACGAGGACUUCGAGAAGACUGUGGCCGCCCAGGAGGAGAAAUUCCAGGCCAUUAAGAGAAUAACCCUGCUUGAACAGCUAUUCCGUCGCCAGCUGGAGCAGGAGAAAAUCAGCAAGUUGCAGGAGAAGGAGCGUUUGGAGAAGGAACGCCUGGAGCAGCUUAAGCAACGAGAGCUCCAGCGCCUGGCGGAUGAGAGGAGAAGAGCGGAGAAGCAGCACGAGCACCGCCAGAAUGCGGCGUCCCAGGAGAAGACCCCAAUCUUCUCCUCGCCGAUGGUCACUCCAGCUCAGACUAGUGGUCCACAGUCCCCGGCCUUGAGUCAAGCCCAGUUGAGGCCUCCAUUUGGAGAUGAUAACGAGCACCUGGCUCUACAGAAGAGCAGCUCCAGCGGCAUGUUCGGUGACCGACUGCGUCGCGGAUCCGCGGAUGCCAAUGUGAAGCGGGCGGAGAGCAUGAAGGUACAGCCCAAGCAGGCCAAGCGUACACCAUCGUUCACCACCAGGAGACGUGCUCAGUCCUUCAGGAAGAACCAGAAGGGUGAAGGAUUUGACCUGCCACCCGUAGAGAUUCAGGGCAGUCUGGAGCGUAAGCAUGGUUUGCAAUCUGGCGGCAAGAAGGCUCCUGUACGAUCCUGGAAGCAAUUCCACACUGUCCUCUGCGGCCAGUUGGUUUGCUUCUUUAAGGAUGAAAACGAUUUCCUGCAACAGAAGACGGCCACUGCACCCGUUAAUAUCCUUGGUGCCAAGUGCGAACGGGCUGAUGAUUACACGAAGAAGAAGUACGUGUUCAGGCUAAAACUACCCGACGGAUCGGAGUUCCUGUUCGAGGCUCCCUCGCUGGACAUCCUAAAUGACUGGGUGCGCAAGAUAUCCUUCCACGCUAGUCUGCCGCCGAACAUGCAACUGCUUAGCUACGACGAGUCCAUGAAGCAACAGUCGAGCAGUUCGCCGGACAUCAAGAUUACCAGCAGUGUGGAAUCGCCAGUUAGUUCCCGUAACUCAUCUCCCGACUCCCAGCGUCGUACUAGCGGAGCCCAGGUCCUUGACGGAUCAGCCACACCCCAAAUGGCAUUCCUUCAACGACAAAUGCAACAACAACAGCAGCAGCAGCAAUCCCAGCCCAGUUCACCCACCGGCGGAUUCGACCAGAAGCCACCGAUACCGCCCAGAGGAGCCCCCCCAGUGGCCAGCCAUCGCCAAAGCCAGGAGAAUCUAGUUGUGAUGCGCAAUCGCCAAAGUUCCAAUGACCUGCAACAAUCCGCCACUUUACCCGCCGGUUUGACUGGAGUCCAGCAAAAUGGAAACGGUAAGGACGAUAACGCGUUGUUGACGCGCAACAGCGAGGCCAGGCAAUCGGAUAAUCCGCCGCCAUUGCCAACAACGAUGCCACCGGUGGGUGGCCAGCAUCAGCAUCCCCAGCACUCCCAUUCCCAUCAGAAUCAGCAUCAGGCGCAGGUUCAGCAAAGGAUUAACGCCUUCAAUGCGGCGGCAAGUCAACAGCAUCAACCGGAUUACUAUAACAACAAUACAGCGAGGCAGCAGCCGCAGAGGAUUCCCUCCGGCAGGAUCGACUCUACGCGGAAGUUCAUCGAAAUGGAGGCGCACAACAAUAACGGCGGCACGACAAGCAGUCCCAAGAGAAGUACCAUCAACUAUUCAAGCAGCGGGGCCAGCAGCAAUGGCAACGGUAAUGUGAAGAUAGGCAGUGGAAAUUCGUCUACGACCACGAUUACCACCUCCACCACCACACACCAAGUGACCUCGAGCAGUCGCACGGUGUGGCAUCUAACCUCAUCGCCCACCUCAUCGACCAAAUCAUCAUCAACCGGCGGCUCUGGGGAGCCUAGUCAUGCCAUCAGUAAUCCAAGCUACAUGGGUCUGCAUCUGAAUAACAAUAACGAUUCAAUUGGAAUUGGACUCGGUGGUUGGGGAAAUACACGCUUUGAGAGCAACCGGCCCGUAUCCCUGCAGCCCGACUCCAUCAGCUUCUCCCGUGUUUCGGCGGAGAGUUCCAGCGAAAGCGAGGCCCAGUCGAUAUCAUCCGUCUCCGGAGUGAAGGGCAGCAAGGGAACCAAGGAGGAGCGCCGCAGCGGCAUGUUCCGCAUCUUCGGCCGCAAGGGCGACAAGGAGAAGGAGAAGGACAAGGACAAGCGCCGGUCGAGUCAAGUCCCGCCACAGUGAGAGUAUAUUCAACUUCCGGACAAUGAGAAGGAGCGCCACCGUUGCGACAGCUGAACCAGGCCGAAUUGGUUUU